UACUAUGACAACGAAGUCAAACAAAUAGGAGAGGUUUAGCAAAAAGAAAUUGAGUAUUUUAUUAUUUCAAGGAAAUCAUGGAAUAUUUACAGAUAAAGGAUGGUCAAUACACCAAAACUAUUUAUACUAUGAUAAAAGAAGCCAGAUACGACGACGCAAUUAAAGCUCUCAACGAUGCCAUAAAUUUCAAUCCCAAUCGUGCUGGACUCUCUCUGCUUGGGUACUGCUACUUCAGAAGCCAGUCCUUUGUAGAGGCUGCCAACUGCUACGAACAACUGGUGGCCAUGCACCCUGACGUUCCAGAAUACAAACUUUAUUUCGCUCAAGCUCUUUACGAAGCAUCUAUGUUUGAUGAAGCGUAUAAAGUGACUAUGCAAAUAACCGCCCCAGAAUUAGAACGAAAAGUCGUCAAGUUACAAUCGGCGAUAAAAUACGGCGAAGAAGACACAAUCUCAGCCAAAAGUUUAGUAGAUUCGUAUCCGAUGGAGGAUCCCGACAAAGAUAUAAAUCUAGGAUGUUUAAUGUUUAAGGAUAACCAAUACGAAGAAGCUUUGCAGAAGUUUUCCAGGAGUCUUAAUGUACUAGGAUUUAAUGCACAUCUACAUUAUAAUAUUGCACUUUGCUACUUUCGCCUUAAGGAGUAUCCGCAAGCUUUGAAACAUAUCACUUUAGUAAUCGAAAGAGGUAUACGUGAUCAUCCAGAAUUAGCUGUAGGAAUGCAAGCAGAAACAUCGGAAGUAAAAUCAGUUGGAAAUACUCUUACCCUUCAUGAAACGGCUCUAACUGAAGUGUUUAAUCUAAAGGCCGCUAUUGAGUAUCAAUUGAAGAACAUUGAAUCCGCUCGAGAAGCGUUGAGUGAUAUGCCGCCUAGACACGAACACGAGUUGGAUGCAGUAACAUUGCAUAAUUUAGCCUUAACUUCUAUUGAUGUAAAACCGACAGAUGGUUUUGAGAAGAUGCAUUUUUUACUGCAACAGGACCCAUUUCCACCUGAAACUUUUGCUAAUUUAUUGCUCCUGUACUGUAAGUUUGAAUAUUAUGACCUCGCGGCUGACGUGUUAGCCGAAAAUGCUCAGUUUACGUACAAAUAUUUAACACCAUACUUAUAUGACUUCUUAGAUGCCAUAAUAACGAGUCAAACCUCUCCAGAAGAAGCAUUUCAAAAGUAUGAAGACAUCGCAUCCAAGCACGCAGAACAAUUGCGGAAACUUACGAAAGUGGUCCAAGAAAGUCGCUCGCAAGGUGACAAUGAUCAGGUUAAGAAAGCUGUAGUUGAAUAUGAAGAAGCUCUAGAAAGAUAUAUUCCUGUGGUGAUGGCACAAGCUAAAAUUUACUGGGACAUGGAAAACUACGGACAAGUUGAAAAGAUUUUUCGGAAAUCUGUUGAAUUCUGUAAUGAAUCAGACGUGUGGCGUCUAAAUGUAGCUCACGUCUUAUUUAUGCAAGAAAAUAAGUAUAAAGAGGCUGCUAGUUUCUACGAACCAAUCGUCAAGAAACAGUACGAUAAUAUUUUAGAUGUGAGCGCAGUCGUUUUAGCCAAUUUAUGCGUCUCUUAUAUAAUGACAUCGCAAAACGAAGAAGCUGAAGAUAUUAUGCGUAAAAUAGAGAAAGAAGAAGAACAGCAGAUAUUUGAAGACCCAUUAAAGAAAUUUUAUCACUUAUGUAUAGUGAAUCUUGUCAUCGGAACAUUAUACUGUGCCAAGGGUAACUAUGAAUUUGGCAUUUCCCGAGUGAUAAAGUCACUGGAACCAUUCAACAAGCGGCUGGGAACAGACACCUGGUUUUAUGCGAAGCGUUGUUUCCUGUCAUUUCUAGAAAACUUAGCAAAACACUUGAUCGUCGUGAAAGAUAACACUAUCAAGGAUUGUCUUCAAUUCCUGGAGGGUUGUGAGACAUACGGAAGACGCGUGAGCACUGUCAUCGAGAGCCCGUUCCAAGAGGAGGAUGCGAAUACUAAAGCUAAACAAACAGUCACGUACGAAGCCCGUCUUUUGAGAUACAUGUUUUAUAAGCUUCGGAACAUCGAUGAUUCCGUUACGAUUAAUAAAUAUGAAGAUUUAAAGUAGAACUAACCAGGAGG
Plodia interpunctella (Indianmeal moth) is the source of this 2080-nucleotide messenger RNA. It is a transcript of the gene Ttc30, whose product is annotated as Tetratricopeptide repeat domain 30. Bases 78 to 2066 code for a protein of 662 amino acids. The record is from RefSeq and is a predicted model, not a curated record. The transcript has 2 exons. Gene Ontology annotation, biological process: intraciliary transport. Gene Ontology annotation, molecular function: protein binding; intraciliary transport particle B binding. Lineage: Eukaryota; Metazoa; Arthropoda; Insecta; Lepidoptera; Pyralidae. Gene Ontology annotation, cellular component: intraciliary transport particle B; axonemal microtubule.